AUGGCAAAGAUUGUCUUCUUGAUGGCCGAUUAUGGUCAUGAUCCUACAGAAACCUGCGGGCCUUACACGGCUUUCAAAGCCGCUGGAUUCGACGUCAGUUUCGCGACUGAAGCAGGCAAACCACCUCAAUGCGACACCAAGAUGUUGGAGGGCCUUACACAGCGCCUCUUGGGUGCGUCAUCCUCCAUCGUGAAAAAGUAUCGCGUCAUGGCCGAAUCAGAGGAAUGGAAGAACCCCUUGUCAUGGUCCGAUGAGCAAUUCACCCUGGACGCGUUUGAUCUCGUGUUUCUGCCCGGAGGACACGACAAGGCCGUGACUCAAGUCAUUGACUCGGAGAGAGUUCACCAGUUGCUAGUCGACUUCUUCCCCAAGACGAAGAAGCCCGGGAAGAAGGCCGUCGGAGCGGUUUGCCACGGCGUCAUGGUGCUAUCAGAAUCUAAGAAUCCGGAUGGAAGCAGUGUCAUUCGCGACUGCGUGACGACGGCGCUGCCGGCGCGAUUCGAGCAGCUAGCUUUCUGGGGCACUCGCCUCUUCUUGGGAGACUAUUACAAGACGUACGGAGCGGGGAGUGAAAACGUCGAAGACUCGGUGCGAAAAGCGCUGGCGAGUCCUAAACAAUUCAAGAAUAGCAUUGUGCCAUCACCCUUCGUCGUUGAGGAUGACAACUACAACUACGUCACGGCGAGAUUCCCCGGCGACGUGGACCUUUUGUCGCAGAAGCUAGUCCAGUUAGUGCAAGGCCUUUGA
Molecule: messenger RNA, 747 nt
Organism: Trichoderma aggressivum f. europaeum
Lineage: Eukaryota; Fungi; Ascomycota; Sordariomycetes; Hypocreales; Hypocreaceae
Exons: 5
Coding region: 1-747 (248 amino acids)
Source: RefSeq, a predicted model, not a curated record